Oryzias melastigma (Indian medaka) is the source of this 3535-nucleotide messenger RNA. It is a transcript of the gene stoml3a, whose product is annotated as stomatin (EPB72)-like 3a. The transcript is spliced from 8 exons. Gene Ontology annotation, cellular component: plasma membrane. NCBI's taxonomy places the organism in Eukaryota, Metazoa, Chordata, Actinopteri, Beloniformes, Adrianichthyidae. The coding region runs from base 923 to 1816 and encodes 297 amino acids. The record is from RefSeq and is a predicted model, not a curated record.
AAUGACCAAAACCAAGUGUUUUUAGAGUCAAUUUGGUCUCAAAAGCUCAUCAUUAUUAGCUUUCUAAUAGUUCUUUGUGAGGUUUUUCUGACGUUCAGCAAACAAAUUGUGUUUCAUCCUUUACAUUUCAUCAUUGGUUUUUCACAGUUAUAUGUUUCACUGAAUCAAAUCCAGCAAAACAGGCCCAUACCAUUGUGCACCUGCCACUGUGCUUCACAAUAAGACUUUAAAAUUCCUCAAAAGCACCUGUUCUUUCUUCAGUUUCUGAAUGAUUUAUCUACUUUAUGACCUGUUAUCUUAUCUUACUUUUACAUCAAGAAUAAUUUAGCAAAAACUAACUUUUUUAAACCUGCUUAUGAAAUACUUCCUUUAAAUUGAGAUAAAGAUUUCAUUAAGAAAAAAACGAUAAUCUGUAAAGAAAAAUAGAAUAUCUUUAAAUUAGAUUGACAGAGAUAAAUGUUCUCAGGAAAUUAUUAAGAGUAAAUUUUUAUUGGUUGUAUUUUAGGGGGUAAAAGUGAUGUUUAAAGAUCUUUUUAUCUUUAUAAGACUUUUUUUUUAUCCUGGACUCGUCAACAUGUUUGCUUAACAUGCAAAUCAGGAAGGAUGCACUCCUACAACAGGAACAAGUAAAAGACAAAGUAUUUUGUUUACUUGUCAUUAAAACAAACUAAUCAUUAAUUAAUUAAUUUUAAGAUCCAACAACAUCCAUGGCAACAUCCCUGUUCUGUGUUGAGGAAACAAGACUUUGAUCACACCUUCUGUGUGUCAUGUUUCCAGACUUGGAUCUAUCUAAUCAUUUAUUCACAACCCUCCGUCAACAAGUGAUGGAGUCCUCCUGCAGCUGCUCAUAGGUUCGUGGAAAGCAUCCCAAGGGGAGUGGAGAGGCCACACCCACUGACAGAAUAAGGAGGUAAACAACACAAUGGUGCUCAGUAUCACCGACAACUCGCCAAUGAUCUCCACAACGUCCAGCACAGUGGAGAUGGUCACGCAAGAAAAACUACAGAGAAAUGAAGACAAUGUGGAAGACAAAAACUCAGGAGCAUUGGGGUGCUUUGGAUGGCUGCUGGUGAUCGUAUCCCUCAUCUUUGUGGUCGCGACCUUCCCGCUCACAGGGUUUAUGUGUGUCAAGAUAGUGAAGGAGUAUGAGCGAGCGGUCAUCUUCAGACUUGGCCGGAUUCCAGACAGAAAACCUAAAGGCCCAGGCCUCUUUUUUGUCCUGCCCUGCACAGACAACUUUGUAAAGGUCGACUUGAGGACUGUGUCCUUUGAUAUUCCUCCUCAAGAAAUUCUAACCAAAGAUUCAGUGACUGUGUCUGUGGACGGUGUGGUCUACUUCCGCAUACACUGUCCCAUCUCCUCGGUGGCCAACGUUUCCAACGCACACUCAUCUACACGUCUGCUCGCUCAGACCACUCUGAGGAACGUCCUCGGGACCAAAAACCUGUCCGAGCUUCUCUCUGACAGGGAGGGCAUUUCUCUCAGUAUGCAGGAAGCCCUGGAUGAUGCCACGGAUCCAUGGGGGAUUAAGGUGGAGCGCGUGGAGAUCAAAGACGUGAAGCUGCCUCAGCAGCUGCAAAGAGCAAUGGCAGCAGAAGCAGAGGCCAGUCGGGAGGCCAGAGCGAAGAUCAUUGCUGCUGAGGGAGAGAUGAAAGCCUCUCGAGCUCUGAAGGAAGCCUCUCUGGUGAUCGCUGAAGCUCCAUCUGCUCUCCAGCUGCGAUACCUGCAGACUCUGAACACCAUCGCAGCAGAGAAGAACUCCACCAUCAUCUUCCCGCUGCCCAUAGACAUGCUGCAGAGUUUCAUGAGAAAGUAACGACGGUCACAGCCAGCAGCUAAAGCGAUGUGCAUCUUCAUAAUGUGACUUUACAUGUAAAUAAUGAGGUCAGUGACAUAUCAGCUCAGAACUAAACUCCGCAUAAAGCCAGAAAUGAGCAUAUUUAUACAUUAUAAUCACCUUAGUAUUGUAGCAACACCUUAUUUCACUUAUGAAGAGAUUAUAUAAAGUAACAACAUUCUGAACUGCUCACAACAAAUAAAAGCAUUAGAAUUAAAACUUUGUUCAGAAGAGUUUUUAACUGGUCGAGGAAAAAGGAAAAAUGUUGGAUUGUUUCAAAUUGAAAAAAAAAAAUGAGUGGAGAUGAGUUUGACUCGAGAGUUUUUAACCCUGAAAAGAUGCAGAAGAUGUUUGGAGAGAAGAAGGUCAGACAAUCAACCCUGUGACCACCCAGAUAUAUUAUAGUGUAAAUCUGGGGUCUGCGACACUAAAAGAGUCAUUUGGUCCGUUUACUUACUGGAGCUGCAACGUCCCACCUCAACAUUUAAGAAAAUACUUUAGUGAUAUUUUUGUGCAAAUUGACACUUUUAUAUAAAUAACAUCUUUAAAUUAUUUUACUCUUUCUUAACAGCAGAACCUCCAACUCUUUCAAAAUAAAGUGCAGCCUCUGUCAGAGAUCCUGCUGCAGUAGAUUCACUUGCAUUAAAAAUGAAACUUUUCCAUCAUUUCGAUUUUGGUGCAAAUUCAUCCUUUUUUCUUUUUUUUACUGUCAAAAAUAAAUGUUCAUGAAAACUACAGCUUUUUUUUUAAUCAGUAAAGCCUACAUGUAAACACAAUUAUUCGCUUUCAGAACUUUGUCUCUAAACAACAACAAAACAUAGCAUAGAUUAGAAUAUGUGCUAAUUUAAUGAACUUUAUAUUAAUUCAAACUGUUAGCAUAUUUAUUUAAAGCCAGAGAGCCACAAUGGAUGAAUAAACGAGCCGCCCGCAUGAAGCUCUGGAGCUGCAUGUUGCAGACCUCUGGAAAGGAUGGAGAGAUCCUGUUUUAUUUUCUAAACGUUGAAACCUUUAUUAUUUGAUACUAUUAAUACUUAUGGAUUUGAUAAAAUAUCUGACCUUGGACUGGUAAAGUAUAGAUAAUUCUAAUUAGAAUUUACAAACCUGGAUUUCAACUAUAUUUGAUGUAUAUUAAAAAAAUAAGUAAAGCAUAUUACAGGUGGGAUUAUACAAUUUUGCUUCGUCUUGAUCAUUUUCAAGCAAAUAUUUCAACUAUUUUUGACAAACUGCACAUUUAAUGGAUUCAAUGUUUCAUGUGUUGUAUGUAUAAGCACUAAGACAUGUAUUUAUGAUUAAAACUAAUUAUUACAGGAUUAUUUACAUGCAUCUUCUUUUUCUUUUUGCAAUCAAGUCAUGACCAGUCAUCCACAGUUUGACAUAUUUAUGUAUAGAUUGAGUAUUUUUUUUUGUUUCGAUUGUUUGAAUCAAACUAAUUCAAAUGUGUAUUUUUUCAUUAUUCCACAUUAAAGCACUAGAACUUGUAAGUUUGAAUAAAUGAAUGACAUAUUUUCAAUUAUAUACACUACGGUGGCCGAGACUCACCAAAAAAGUAUCAGUGCAAACAAAAAACAAAACUGGAAAUAACAAGAGACGCUGCUGCAAAUACAAAGAAAUUAUCCUGCAAAUAAAAAUAAAUUAUCCUGCAAAUAAAAAGAAAUGAUCCUGCAAAUAAAAAGAAAUUAUCCUACAAAUAAAAAUAAA